AUGAUGACCAUCGACGAGGAGCAGCAGGCAUUAUUGAAACGUGCUGCGGAAGAGCGGGAGCUGAUAUUUAAUCGAUACAGUUUGGGUUUGGAUCCCAGUAAUCAGGUGGAUCCAUGGGAAAAUCCCACUUAUGAGAUAUACCACAUAACUGAUAAGUAUGGCUUUAUGCAUGAUUCCCGCCUGCCAGAUACGCGCGAUGCGCACGAAGUGCAAAAAACCAAAAUCGAAUUGGAGCGUGACAAGAAAUGGGUGAAAAUGUUGGACAAAUGGAAUCCACAUCACGAAAAAUUGCGUAAGCGAGUUUUCAAAGGCAUACCAGAUCGCAUGCGCUGGCCAGCGUGGAAGAAAUUGUUGAAUGUUGAAGAGACAAUGGCGGCAAAUUCUGGCGUUUAUGCCAGGAUGUUGGAAUUGUCCCGCAAAUACUCCACCGAAGUCAGACAAAUCGAUUCGGACGUUAAUCGACAGUUUCGUGAUAACUUAGCCUUUCGCGAACGUUACAGUGUCAAACAAGUGUCACUGUUUAAUGUUCUAAAUGCAUAUAGCAUCUAUAAUCCCGAACUGGGCUACUGCCAAGGUAUGGCAUGUGUUGCCGGCGUGCUGUUGUUAUAUAUGCAGGAAGAAGAAGCAUUUUGGGCCCUUAACGCCCUGAUUGUAAACGAAAAAUAUGCCAUGCACGGACUCUUCAUAGAAGGGUUUCCCAAGCUGACGCGCUUUUUGGAACACCACGACCGCAUAAUGUUGAAAAUAAUGCCGAAAUUGCACAAACACUUCAUGAAACACAACGUCGAUGCAAUACUCUAUUCAAUCAAAUGGUUCUUUGUCGUAUUCGUGGAACGGAUACCAUUUAGUUUAAGCCUUCGUGUCUGGGACAUUUUUCUUUUGGAGGGCGAUCGUGUUAUAACAGCAAUGGCUAUUACAAUACUAUACCUGCACAAAAAUGAACUGUUGCGUCUAAAAGAUAUGGACUCAAUAUUGGAAUAUUUACAAGUCAAACUACACAAGAAUUUCGGAUACAACGACGACUUCGCCAUAGAGGCCUUAGAACGAGUGAUGAAGAAAUUGAAAGAGCAUAAACUAGAUGUUCCUCCGCCAGCCAAAGUAACAGAAUUUCCUACGAAACCUCUGGGACAGUUUGUCGAGGCUGAUAUUGAAAAGAAAAUAGGACGUCGCCGAUCAGAAUAUACGGAUACAGAGAAACAAGUGAUUAAUGAUGUAAUUUUGAGGCAAGAGCAAAACGCCAUAGAAGUACAAUCGACAGUAUCAUAUGAAACAUCGGAAUGUGCCACAGUAACAUUAACUGUGCCCGAGGAUAAUCAUUCAAUAAGAAGUUCGCUUGCAGGUACCUCAAUGGCCUCUCAUGGUUCAUCGGAAACCUUUUCGCUGGAGGAUAACAACAUUCAUCUAAAGACGGCCAAUGCUCUACAAAAUACACCGCAACGUGAAAUGCUUAUGGGUACCUGACGACUACCCCCCACGCCGCCUACACACAACCCAGUGAAACAGUGUUUUUCAUCACCUCCUCCGGUGGAAAA
Messenger RNA from Musca vetustissima, 1532 nucleotides. It is a transcript of the gene RN-tre, whose product is annotated as USP6 N-terminal-like protein. The record is from RefSeq and is a predicted model, not a curated record. Lineage: Eukaryota; Metazoa; Arthropoda; Insecta; Diptera; Muscidae. The transcript is spliced from 6 exons. Bases 1 to 1461 code for a protein of 486 amino acids.